UAGAUCUAUAAACAAAUGAAUAAUAAAAACACAAAAGUCAAUAACAUGAAAGCAUAAUUGUGGGUUAUUAUACUGCAAUUGUCUAAUGUAUAUUAAUACUUAAUCAGUUAUGUAACUUUUUAUACAAAUUACAAAACAUAUUAGUUUUUAUCAAAUAACAAUAUUCUACAGAAGAUGGUAUUGCAGUGACACAUGUAAAAUAAUUCUUCAAAAACUGUGUGCAAGAUAUAACCAAAUGACCUAUUGACAUUAUCAUCUGAUACUGAAUUGAUGUAAUAUUUUAUAGUGAUAAUUUACCAUAUUGUUACAACAUAAAAAUUGAGACAUUCUGGUGUAAUCUGCCCCUCUAUAAACAUGUAGAAGUGAUAAAUGAAAACAAAUAUUCUUGGGCACAUAGAAUGGAUCUCUCAGAACAACACAAGCGCAAACGAACAUGUCAGUGCUCACAGAAAUUUAAGGGAAAUGUGAUGCCUGUGUCCCAGCCAGUGCGUGCUAAGAGUUUGUUACGCGCAAACUUAGAAAAUUCUCGCGGGCGACUUUUACAGAGCAGAAUGCCAAACAUCAAAGUCUUCAGUGGCACAUCGCAUCCAGAUUUGGCUCAACGUAUCGUUGACAGACUCGGUAUUGACAUUGGAAAAGUUGUCACGAAGAAAUUUAGUAACCUCGAAACAUGUGUGGAAAUAGGAGAAUCUGUUCGUGGAGAAGAUGUAUACAUUGUACAAAGUGGAAGUGGAGAAGUAAAUGACAACUUGAUGGAAUUAUUGAUUAUGAUCAAUGCAUGUAAAAUUGCUUCUGCAUCUCGAGUAACUGCUGUAAUUCCUUGUUUCCCGUACGCAAGACAAGAUAAGAAGGAUAAGGGUGGUGAUGGACGUGACAACAGAAAUUCUAAGAAACAAAUUAUCAUGAAGUCAAACGAGUGGAAAUUCAGGGAUUUUGUGCCCGACCUCUCUACAAGUCGUGCGCCUAUUUCAGCAAAGUUAGUAGCAAAUAUGUUGUCAGUAGCAGGAGCUGAUCACAUUAUUACAAUGGAUUUGCACGCUAGUCAAAUACAAGGAUUUUUUGACAUUCCAGUUGACAACUUAUUUGCUGAACCAGCUGUUUUGAAAUGGAUUAAAGAAAACAUUAUAGAAUGGCGAAACAGCAUCAUUGUUUCUCCAGAUGCUGGUGGUGCUAAAAGGGUAACAUCUAUUGCUGAUCGACUAAAUGUUGAAUUUGCUCUUAUACAUAAAGAAAGGAAAAAGGCGAAUGAAGUUGCUAGUAUGGUAUUAGUUGGAGAUGUAAAAGACAGAGUUGCUAUUCUAGUAGACGACAUGGCCGACACUUGUGGCACUAUUUGUCAUGCAGCAGAAAAGCUUUUAGAAGCUGGAGCAACAAAAGUAUAUGCCAUUUUAACACAUGGAAUUUUCAGUGGCCCAGCAAUUAGUAGAAUUAACAAUGCAUGUUUUGAAGCUGUGGUAGUAACAAAUACCAUUCCUCAAGAUGGCCAUAUGCAGGAUUGCCCAAAGAUACAGUGUAUCGAUGUAUCAAUGAUGUUCGCUGAGGCUGUAAGGCGGACUCAUAACGGUGAAUCUGUAUCGUACCUGUUUUCAAAUGUACCGUAUUAGAUGAAAAUCUUCCUGAUAAUAUACUCUUUCAAACUAUGUAAGGAGAAUGUAAUCUUUUUACAUCUGUUUACUGUUAUUCUUAGUUUAGUUUAAACUAAUUUGCCUAUAAAAUCAACUUGGGAUAAGCACCAAUAUCCCGUUUUUAAUUUGGUAACUAUACAUAUCUUUUUUUCGAUAGACAUGUGUAGAAAGCAAAACAUUAAACAACUAAAACAUACUAUAUUGUCCAUUUCGGAAAAAAAAAGUUAAUAAGUAAUAUAUACAAAAAGAAGUUACAGAGUAAAAUUGCUUAAAAAUAAUUAAAUUUUCGCUAGAUUGUCACUUAAUACGCAGAAUACAUCAUUUUCCCAUGUAGGACAUAUAGUUAUUAUAUUGUUUAACUUAAAUUGUAUAAUUUGUUAUUGCGAUAUGAAAUGAAGUAAUGAUCCUAACAGUUGUGUAAAACUGUAUGAGGACAAAGGGUAUCGUAACGAGUGCAAGUAGCCAUUUAUACGAUAUAUAUAUAUAUAUAUAUAUAUAUAAUUAAUUACGCCGUAGAGGCAUAUCUCAUUUUUUACAGACAUGUAAAAAUUUGCAAUAUGUAUGUACAAUUUAUCAACUGAUAAGCACAUCAGAAUAAUUAACUUUUACAACUCUAGUAUGAUGUAUUAUAAUAUUUUAAUACAUUGUGUACUAUGUUGUAUACAAUAGAAAAAUGAUGUCAAAAAGACAUUGUAUUAUUUUCAAGUAUCUUUUACUACUACAAUUUUUAAAAAUUAACGAGCAAGUCACUAUUUAUAUGAAUAUAUUUCUAUUACCGCAAAAAAUGAUUGUCUCAUUUAAUAGAGGAAAGUGAUUUUAUAGUUGGACUUUGUAUCAAUAUGAUACAAAAAUAUAAAUCAAUAUAAAUACAGCAAUGUUUACAUGCAAAUUUUUCUUAAUUCAGUAAAAGAUGCUACCUGUUGAUGAAUUGGAUAUUAUAAUAAAUAUCUUUAAAAAAUGCAAUUUUAAUUCUUUAUUAUUAUAAUAGAAAAAUUAUGUACAUGAUCAUUUUACUAUUAAUUUACUAUUAAUAUUUUGGAUAUAUUGAUUAAAUAUUUAGAAAUAUUUUAUUUUUUCAAAAGUUAUAUUAUGUAUAAAAUCUAACUGAAACAAGCUUUUACUUCACUAAUUAAAUAUUAAGUUGAUUUGUUUAUUAUUAUUAAUUAUAACAUAUUGACCUACGGUAUAUAAGUUGCAUUAUAAUACUCGGAUAUUAUUAUACACUAUUGAACGGAAUACAACUAAUAAAUAUUGUUCGUUAUAUUGUAAUUGAAAUUGUAACAGUCGAUUGUAAAGAAGUUAUUCAUGACAUAUUUCUUAACUACAAUACCAAAUAUUUUGUUGAUAUGACUAAGAUUUUAUAUACACUUCAAUAUGAUAGAAAUAUCUGAUUUAAUGUGUAACUUAAUUUAUAGUAUUAUGUGCAACAAUUUAUGAUGAUUAAAUUGUGUAAUUUCUAUAUUCAAAAUACAUAGUACGCAAGGUUUUUAUAAUUCGUUUAGACAUACAUUUGUGAGAUAACUUCUUAAAAUAAUAUAAAUUAAAACUUUAUCUAAGUACAAAACUGUUCUAUUUACAUGUCAUUAUGUGUAAAUAAAGAUAUAAUUAUAAAACUUUUAUAUCUGUAAAGAAUGUAUGCUAAAUAUUACUUUCAACAAUUUUUUAAUAUCUUCAAGUGAACGAUACUAUCUUAAAAUCAUAAUUUUUUUAUAUCUGCCUUGUAAUUUUUGUUCUUUUAGAUAAGAUUGUAAUACAAAAAAUUUAUAGAAAUAUACGAAUAAAUAAAUUGAAAUUUUUA
Bombus huntii is the source of this 3423-nucleotide messenger RNA. RefSeq names its product ribose-phosphate pyrophosphokinase 1 (gene Prps). Bases 399 to 1604 code for a protein of 401 amino acids. Gene Ontology annotation, cellular component: cytoplasm; ribose phosphate diphosphokinase complex. The transcript has 8 exons. The record is from RefSeq and is a predicted model, not a curated record. Gene Ontology annotation, biological process: 5-phosphoribose 1-diphosphate biosynthetic process; purine nucleotide biosynthetic process; ribonucleoside monophosphate biosynthetic process. Gene Ontology annotation, molecular function: magnesium ion binding; ribose phosphate diphosphokinase activity. NCBI's taxonomy places the organism in Eukaryota, Metazoa, Arthropoda, Insecta, Hymenoptera, Apidae.